CCCUGUAUUAAAGGUAACAGGUAAUUUUUGGGAUUGAAUUUCAAUUUCAUAGGGUUCAGUCAUUCCUUCACUUGCGGUUAUUUUUUUUAACGUCGUCUGUAUUUACUGAGGGACAAUGAACAGUCAGAUCGACAGAUUACCUGCAGAUGUGCCGAUCUCCCAUGAUCCCGGUGACAGGGAAGAAGAAGAUAAAUCUUUUGAAGUGCUAAGUGCGAACAUCUGUACAGAAAUCAUUCCACCUGAUACAUGCCAUGAUUGUAAACAUACGACAUCAGUUGAAGAUCAAGAAGAAUCAUUUUCUACAAGAAAGCUUUCGAUCAAAGUGAUUGCACAGCCUGAAGAGCGCCAGUCUUCACCGAUAAUCUCUGAGCGAGUAACUUUGCAGCGGACUUCGUCGUGGCAAGGAGAUAUAGACAGAAGGACAAAGAUAUUCGAAAGUUGCAAAGUGAAAAGUCCAAUUGAUAUUGCAGAAAGUCCUACAAUGACGACAAAGAAUCAUUUCUCAUCGAUCAACGAUGCUUUAGAAGAGAUGAAAAAAGAUGCUGGGAAAAAAUUUGAUUCCAUUACAAGACACCAGACCGUACCUGAUCCUUUUCAAUUUCCACAUAGGCCAAUUGAGCAAAUAACAUUGCUGAAUAGCGAAGUCGAGCUAGAAAGACAAUCGGCGAAAAGAAAACAAACAUUGAAGAGGCCUUUGAAUUCAGAAGGUGAUAAUUCAACCCUCGAAUUGAACAAUGAGCCGCGAGAAGCAAAGCUAAGGCAAACAUCUUUGCCGGAAUUCCACAAACUCUCGUUUGAAGGGGAAAAUGUAUCUGGGGUCCCUACUGAUGAGCUGCGCCAAGCCUCUCAACUUCUUUGUGAAGCAUUAUUUAUCAGAGCCAAGUACAUGGCAUUAAGCAUGCAGAAUUUCUGCCCAACCACUGCCAAAUGCAUUCAAGAAGUCAGCAAGGAUUACAAUCUUAGCAGUUUGUUAGAUAAAAAGGAAGACAGCAACUGUAUAAAUGAUAGAGUGAUGUGUGCAUUUCAAGAGUCAGAGCAUUUAAAAGCUGAUGGAUCCAAAUGGAUGCCAUUUCAUGGAGAAAUACCAGGUGACAGUGGCUAUACAUUUGAGAUGGUUGAUGGCGUGUUUCAAGUGACAGGGUGUAGAAGAAGUAUUGAUGGUGAGCCUAAUAAAAAACAGAAGCCUGUUAUCCACCCAUUUCCGUGCAUUGAGGAAUUCUUGGAUGAUCAAAAUGUUCUCUUAGCUCUAUCAACUCAUGGCCCAGUGAAAUCAUUUUCAUAUAGAAGGCUGCAGUUCUUGGAGUCAAAGUUCAAGCUACAUAUUUUGUUAAAUGAAAUGAAAGAGCUUGCUGCUCAAAAAGACAUCCCCCAUAGAGAUUUUUAUAAUGUCAGAAAGGUUGACACUCACGUACAUGCAGCCUCCUGUAUGAACCAAAAGCAUUUGCUUAGGUUCAUCAAAAAGAAAGCAAAAAAAUUUGGUGAUGAGGUUGUUUUUAAAAAGACUGAUCAGGCCCAAACGUUAAAUGAUGUGUUUAAGGUGCUGGAUCUCUCUCCUUACGACCUAAGUGUUGACAGCCUGGAUGUCCAUGCGGAUCGCAACACGUUCCAUCGUUUUGAUAAGUUCAAUUCAAAGUACAACCCUGUUGGCCAGAGUCACCUUCGUGAAGUCUUUCUCAAGACGGAUAACUUCAUCAAAGGGAAAUACUUUGCGGAACUGAUCAAGGAAGUUGGUUCUGAUCUGGAAGAGAGUAAAUACCAGAUGGCAGAGCUCCGGAUUUCUAUUUAUGGACGAAGCAAAGAUGAAUGGGACAAAUUGGCAAAAUGGGCGGUAAAGCACGAUGUUUAUUCCUACAACAUUCGUUGGCUAAUUCAGAUUCCACGAUUGUAUGACAUCUACCGUUCCAAGAACCAAAUUCAGAACUUCGAGCAAAUUCUGGACAAUCUUUUCCGGCCGCUUUUUGAGGUUACUGUCAAUCCACAGUCUCACCCAGAACUUCACAAAUUCCUUGCCCAGGUGAUUGGAUUCGACAGCGUUGAUGAUGAAAGCAAACCGGAAGACAUAAUGUUUAACAAAUUCUGCCCGAAGCCUGCCUCAUGGGUGGCACAGAGCAAUCCUCCAUAUGCUUACUAUCUCUAUUACAUUUACUCAAAUAUGGUCGUGCUAAACCAUCUCAGACGUGAGAGGGGCUUCAACAUCUUCAACCUUCGUCCACAUUGUGGUGAGGCAGGCCCAGUUCACCAUCUUGUCACCGCAUUUAUGCUCGCUGAAAACAUUUCACAUGGACUUCUACUCCGAAAGAUUCCAGCACUGCAAUACCUCUACUACCUUGCACAAAUUGGCAUCGCAAUGUCACCACUAAGCAACAACUCACUGUUUCUGAACUACCAUCGCAACCCACUUCCGGAAUAUCACGCAAGAGGCCUACUUGUUUCCAUAUCCACCGAUGAUCCGUUGCAGUUCCAUUUCACAAAGGAACCCUUGAUGGAAGAGUACAGCAUUGUGGCGCAGGUUUGGAAGUUCAGUCAAACCGAUAUGUGUGAACUUGCCCGAAACAGCGUCUUAAUGAGUGGCUUUGAGCAAAAGGUAAAGCAACAUUGGCUAGGUGAGCAUUUGCAAGAGCAAGGGCAUUUUGGGAACGAUAUUGCGAAGACAAAUGUCCCGGAUAUUCGUGUGUCAUUCCGUCAUGAAACCUUACUGGAAGAGCUCAGAAUUCUGGAGUCUGGGGCCAAAGAUGCCCAAAGUCCUAAGUAGUUGCUAGAUUCGUGUAAAUUAUAUCAAUAGGUUGAACAUUUAUGGUUUGGGAGCGGUUAUUGAAUAUUAGGAUUUAUGUUUUAGGCUAGAGUAAUACGUUAAGAGUUUAUCGGGCUUAUAGAAUCAUGAAAUGUAACAAGUAUAUACAUAUACAUUUGUUUAUGUCAAGUAUGUUGUUAUAAAAAGAAAAUUUGUAUUGCUAGUUCUAGGAAUGCAUUAAAUUUAAUUUUGAAUUUCUCAUCUUCUCAUUCUGGAUUAAUUAAGAAACGGUAGUACUGGAUUAAUGUUUUCUUAAAUGUAAAGCACGAGUAACUGGGUUGCAAGAAAAGGUGGAAGGCAAGCUGAAUACAGAAUUGUGAAAGGUUAUUUUGAUGAGAACUUCCCCUGUUACAAGUUUAACUAUGACGGGUUUCUUAUUAUAUUGUUGAAAGACAAUAAAAAUUUAUCUUAAAGCCUUUAAUGAUGAAUUAUGUUAAUUAUGAAUUAUAUGUUAUAUUAUUAACUGGUUGUAUUAGCGAA
Messenger RNA from Rhopilema esculentum, 3271 nucleotides. RefSeq names its product AMP deaminase 2. Gene Ontology annotation, cellular component: cytosol. The record is from RefSeq and is a predicted model, not a curated record. Gene Ontology annotation, biological process: IMP salvage; AMP metabolic process. Gene Ontology annotation, molecular function: AMP deaminase activity. Lineage: Eukaryota; Metazoa; Cnidaria; Scyphozoa; Rhizostomeae; Rhizostomatidae.